Messenger RNA from Xiphias gladius (swordfish), 2127 nucleotides. RefSeq names its product RAB5 interacting factor (gene rab5if). NCBI's taxonomy places the organism in Eukaryota, Metazoa, Chordata, Actinopteri, Istiophoriformes, Xiphiidae. Gene Ontology annotation, biological process: mitochondrial respirasome assembly. The record is from RefSeq and is a predicted model, not a curated record. The coding region runs from base 212 to 595 and encodes 127 amino acids. The transcript is spliced from 4 exons.
GGGUCAAACUUUAUUGCGCAUGCUCAGACGGCCCUGUACGGUUAGACACAGGAAUCUGUCAGAUCAGCGGGGUGUACAUUCCUCUAAUACCUUCAAAUAUUUCACCUUAUUUCUUCUCCUGGUCAACGCCAGAGACAUAAAUCUACUUCCAGGUGUCACCAAAUUUGGACUCUAAUUUUUCGACGUCUGUAGCCGAAGGAAACAGCAAAGAAUGACGAGCAGUUCAAAGCGGAAAGAAGAAAGUCAUUUGCUGAAUGGGGGUGUAAAACAGUCCACAUGGAGCAAAGCCUUCAGCAGUAAUGCUGUCUGGGAAGAGAAGGACGAGUUUUUAGACGUGAUUUACUGGCUCCGACAAAUUAUUGCAGUAAUCCUUGGUGUGAUAUGGGGUGUUGCACCGUUGAAAGGAUUUCUGGGAAUAGCCAUAUUCUGCAUCAUCAAUGCUGGGGUCCUUUAUGUAUACUUCAGCAGCUUUCAGCAGAUCGAUGAGGAAGAGUAUGGUGGCACGUGGGAACUCACCAAAGAAGGCUUCAUGACAUCUUUUGCACUGUUUCUGGUGGUGUGGAUAAUCUUUUACACAGCUCUACAUUUUGACUGAGGGGAAUCCACAGGACACUAAAUACAAACAUUUCUGUUGAAGUAAAUUGUCAAGACACAGGAACUCCAUGACUUGAGGGGUGUCAACGCUCCUACAUCCAGUAUGACUUCUCAGUUUGCAGUGCAUCAUGGGAAUCCUAGUUUGAUUAACCAGAUACUGCAAGACCACCGUGAUGAACAUGUUCAAAUACUGUACAUCUCUCUUAAUUUGAGGGGUUCCUUUUUUAAGGCACUCUCCAGUACACUUCCCAUUUGUUAUAUUUCCUUCCUCACUUCAUUCUCAUCAUCAUCGGAUAAAACAGUAAAGAUACAGAAAGCAGUUCAGCUCAGAUUGGUGGCAGUUCAGUUUAUGCUGGAACAGUACCUUGAUGUAAAACAGAAGGAGGACGCUUUCUCUUGGUUGUCUUACUGCAGGGCCUUUCUUCUGCUUUAGAAGAGCGACAUGAACACAGAUUUCUGACUGUAAAGAUAACAACCUGUGUGUGUAUUCAUCCCAGUUUACUGCUCAUUAGCUGAUUACUCAAAUUACAGGAACUGGGCAAUAAAUACAGUGUCUUGUCAUAAAGUCAUUAUGAUUCAAUCAGUCCAUGAGUGUAAAUCGUUUAUUCUAUAAUUUAGGGACAAAAUGCCCCAUAUCAGAAUUACUAAACUACCAGUAAAGGAUUAAUUCUAUGGCUUCACAGUUAAAUUUCCCUCCACAAUUAUAUUUACCUUUUUGAGAAAUUAAUCUGGGCCUGAUAAAACAGUUAUAUAAGAAAUGGCAUGACUGUAACGCACCUCGUUUCAAAGCAUUUUUUUUAAUGAAAUUUGUCAAUUGUUAUUUCCUCUGAAGGGUCUGAUGUCAAACUAAAUGUGAAAAAUCAAGGCUCACCACAGCUGAAAUUUCACUUGUGCUAAUUUUAACAUCAGAACAAAUGCUGGUUGUAAAAUAGGCAUAUCACCCAAUAUCCUAUUCCAGUGCCAGUAUCUGCCAGUAGUAUCGAUGCGCUGUAACGUCAGUCAGGAACUAAUAACCAUCUAAGUCAUCUGUCCAUCCAAAUUAAUUCCUCAAUGCAAAGAGGGAAACAUAGAUGUUGUGUUGAGAUGCAAAUGUUCAGAUUUAAGCGAAAACCUGGUUUGUGCACUGCCAUGAUUUGCUGUUUGUGUAUCUAGAUGUCAUUUAUUAAUGGCAUUAGCUAGGAGGGUAGAAAUAAUUUAAAUUUAUUAUUUUCUCACAUGUAGCUUCCAGAUCAAAGUCUUACCUGUUGUUUUGGAAAUAAUUUAAACUUCUCUGUAAAUUCUGUAUAAUGUCUCUUCUGUCAAAUCCAUCUUGUAUUACACAAAUUUAUUUGUACUUAUGUUAUAUCUUGUUUGAUGUAACAUAUUUCUCAGUAUUUUAUAGUGAAGAACUUUUAACAACAGUUCUUGCAAAGUUAUUGUAAUGAUACUGUUAUAUUAGAUACUCAGCUGGUGUUUGAAAGGAUUGUAUUUUCUGAUCAAAUCUUUUGGGAAUCAUUAAACAUGGGCUUUAUUUGGCCUCCAUUUUCAAAGAGA